AUGUCUAAUUUUAUAGAAAAAGCUUCAAAUGAAGUUCGAAAUGAUUCAAUGAAUCAUAAAGUUUCCCGCGCAGAAAUUAAAUUGUGUAGUUUUUUUGCAGAACACAAUGUACCUUUYAAGAUUAUGGAUCACUUAACACCGUUACUCCAGGAGUGUUUUCCUGAUAGUDACAUUAUAAAGGAAGUCCGAUUAAAAUCUUCUAAAAGCGCAUGUGUUAUUAAAAACGUAAUCGGAUUUGCUGAAAAAAAAGAACUAGCUAGUAAAUUACAAAAAACUCAUUUUAGUGUAUUGAUAGAUGAGUCAACUGACAUUUCAAUGACUCAAACAUUGUGCAUUAUCGUACGGUAUUACGAUGAAUCUCUAGGAAAAAUAGUUAGUCAUUUUUGGGAGUUAUGUAGAAUUUUUAAUGAUAAUUCUAGAGAAGUAUCUGCUACAGCAGAGCAUCUUUUUAAUUGUGUCCGGGAAUCUUUUCAACGUUUUUCUGUAUCUUUUGAUAAAAUUAUUGGUUUCGGAUCAGACGGUUGUAAUGCGAUGAUGGGUAAACAUAAUUCAGUAAGAACAAGAUUUGAAGAUAGUUGUCCUAACAUUUACAUCAUGACGUGUAUUUGUCAUUCGCUUCACCUUUGUGCCAGUGAAGCUUGUGACGCAAUACCURGAGACUCGAUGGCUUUCAGUAACGGCUGUAAUUACCAGGCUUCUAGAGCAGUGGGACGCGUUAACUUUAUAUUUUAA
Messenger RNA from Polistes dominula (European paper wasp), 732 nucleotides. RefSeq lists its product as uncharacterized. NCBI's taxonomy places the organism in Eukaryota, Metazoa, Arthropoda, Insecta, Hymenoptera, Vespidae. The record is from RefSeq and is a predicted model, not a curated record.